AUGGGGAAAUCAGAUUACCAAAGUCAUGACCCACGUCUUCAUUACAUCUUACGUGUUGCUUCACAUAUCUUUACACUGAACUUAACGGAAAAUAAAUUUCCAAAUUUGAAUUCCAUACAGGACUUCUGCAAUACCAGUACGUCCCUGUUAAUUAUUGCAAUGGAUGAAAAGAACAGUAAGAUUGAAAUUAGUAAUGAAAUACGGAAUGACCAUGCAAAUUUGACACGAGUGAUUUUCUAUAAGCUUAAAGCUGCGCCCUUGUCAUUGGAUGUCUAUAAAAAUGAAAUAUCAGUAUUAUCACUGCGUGGACGUCCAACUGAUGUACUAAUUCGAUCAGUAGAAGAAGUAUUCAGAAAAGCAGUAAGUAAUGAUUCCGAAAUAUCACGUGAUGAAUCACAUCAUCACUGGAACAUAAAUGAAUCUGUAGUGAUCAGUAACCAAAAGUCCGAGUUAGAUAAGGAAGAAAGUUUGCGCAAAUACGAAUUAGUGAAUGAAGAAAUAACUUACUGGAAAGCUAGAAAGGACAGUACAGCACUACAGUAUUGUAGUAUACUGAAAAAAAUGCAAAUAGAAAAACUUGUGGAUUGCAAUAUUAAUGACAUCAAUCAAAUCAUCGACACAACAGAAAAUUGUUUAGACGCACUCUGGAAUUGUAAGCCUGCAUUUCCUCAGUAUCGAAUGGAACAAUUGCUGCACAAUAUUGGUAAGGGCAUCCUUUUUUAUUUGAACUUUGUUUAA
This is a messenger RNA of Thelazia callipaeda (thelaziosis nematode), 738 nucleotides long. The record is from the annotation of a GenBank genome assembly. Lineage: Eukaryota; Metazoa; Nematoda; Chromadorea; Rhabditida; Thelaziidae.